AGUUAACUUUAUGAGGUUGUUGUGAGAGGUGGAGUGUGUUAAGUGGUGUGGGAUGUUGCGUGUGUGAAGAGUCCAUCCUUAAAACCGGACCGACUGACUGACAAAGAAAACGGAACUGGCCGACGACACGCAUCACAGAAAAUGGGCGACACGUGCCUCAAGAUAACCCGAGAACACUCACCCACGCAUGACAACGAGGAAAAUGAGGAAAACAACCCCAUCACGCGGAGGAAAAGAACGAAAACAAGGAAAAGGCUCAUGUUUGCAAGCGUGACUUUCGUGGUAAGCGCCGUGGCCAUCCUGUCCGUUGCUGCCAUUGGUCUGUUCUCCCUCCUUCUCAUGACGUCAUCGCGCGCUGGGAGCCAAUCAAAACUGGGGAAAGCUAUGACGUCAGAGCCUGUGGACCAAUCAGAGAAGAGGCUGCACAUUGAGAAGAGAGAAGCCGCGGGGCACCAGGGGGCGUGUCACGAGGACCUUUGCCUAACGAGAGAGUGUGUCCACGCGGCCUCGACCCUCCUCAGCCACAUGGACGAGACCGUUGACCCCUGCGACAACUUCUUCAGGUACGCGUGUGGAGGCUGGAUGGAGAGGAGCGAGCAUCAUGUGUCGGGGGAUGAGCUCUUUUAUAGUGUCGUGUUCAGCGUACUAUCGGAAAGCGUUGACAGAGAGUUGAAAGAGCUGCUGAGGACGGGAGGAGCAGUGCCCGAGGAUGUGCUCCGGAGCAAGCCCUACGAGGACCUGUUUCUCUUCUACCGACGGUGCAACGAGGUGGACCACGGGAGCCCAGACAUGACGCCAGUUCACGAAGCACUAAGGGAGCUCGACGCCUUCCAAGUGGGCACCCCCUUCGACGCCUCCUCCUGGGACCUCACUCGCGCCCUCCUGCAGCUCUUCAAGAUAAACGGAGCUCCCCUUUUCGACGUGAUGAUCGACUCGGACGUGAAAAUCGCAGGAAAGUUUGCGAUCACCAUCACGUCCCCUCGGCAUUUUGGUCUCUUCUCCCGGCUCAAAGGACGCCCCCCAAGCCUCCGUAGGAACCCCCAAGGACUCCAGGAGUACAUGACGACGAAGGGAAGACAAGUGUUAUUCGGCGCAAGAGCUGACGAUACUGAGACGACGAAGGCGAUGCUGGGACUACAGACGAGGACGAAGACGAAGGGGAAGACGAGGAGGAAGAAGAGGGCGAGCUUGUAUCGACACGCACCCCUCAAGGCUAUCCAAGGGCGUGACUCUAUAGGAAAUCUUGUGGUGUCCCCUGACCUGAACGAAGAGGAGAAGGAAGAGGAGGAGGAAGAGGAGGAGGAGGAGGAAGAGGAGGGUAUAGAAAUGGUAACAGACGAAGAAGAAGAAACAGUAACAGGAGAAGAAGGGACAGAUGACUCCUCCUCUUCCUUUCCCUCUUCCACCUCCUCUUCCUCCUCCUCCUCCUCUUCCUCCUCCUUCACCACUACUCCAUCUCCAUCACCACCUAUCUCUUCAUCCACCACCACCUCCACUACCACCACCUCUAGAAGCAUCCACUCCACUGCUUCACCCACCAUCACCUCCACCACCACCACCACCAUCACCACCACAAUGGGAUAUGAAGAUGAUGGUGAAGGAAGUGUAGAAUAUGAUGACUAUACAACGACAACGCAGCCGCCAGUUAGCAGAAGAAUGGUGUAUCGUAUGUUUAAGGCCGAUAUGGACGUCAAACGCUUGGAGACCCUCGCCACGACCCUGCAGGACACCUUCCCCAACGCUAGCGCCUUCGUCGUCCCCUCCGCCGCCAAUCACGACGGCGAGCCUCCCGAAGACGUGUACGGAGAAGUGAUGACGCGCUUCCUCCCCAUGCUGCAGAAGCUGCAGCCAACGGAGAGGGAAGAAUUGGAGGUGUCCCAGAAUGGUGAACUCUAUAACCUGGUCACCAUCACCACGCUACAGCAACAGUGCCCUAUGAUCGACUGGGGCCUUUUACUCGGUGACCUCUUCGACAUCACCAUCACGGAGGAGACCCACAUCUACGUCCACUUCCCUCAACACCUCACCAGGCUCUGCACCAUUAUUGAUAACACCGAGCCAUGGGUCCUUCACUACGCCCUGCUGACGCUCUACUCCCACGAUGUCCUGCAGGAAACGGUGUAUACGGGGGAGGACACGGAUAGGGGGUCCUUCUGUCUGGAGGCCGUCAAGAGUGUGUUCGGCGAGGUGAUGUCCAACCUGUACCUUCACCACAUCGGGAACGUCACACUCCGGAACAUCAGGGAGAGUUCUUCCUCGAUCAUGGAGGUACUACGGGAGGAGGUGGAGGAAACCAUAGCAUCGGCGACGUGGCUGCAGCAGGAGGACAAAGAGACGGCGCUGCAUAAGCUACAGAAGAUGGGCCUUGAGGUCGGAGGGUUAGAUAAACACUGGGAUAUUUCUUUCGUCGGGAAGUCACACGAAGAGGUGAACUUCCCCUCCAACGCCUCCUUCCUCCACACCGUCCUGGAGCUCUACCGCGGCUUCAGGCAACAGCUCUACCAAUUCUACCACACACCUUUGGAGCGGGACGAGUUUAUCUGGUCGUACACCGUUCAACCUUAUAUCGUCGAUGCCUUUUACGCCAAGGACACCAACACUAUAGUGUUCCCCGAGGCGUUCUUCAACCCUCCUUACUACCGCCCACGCUCGCCUCUCUAUCUCAACUAUGGAUCAACUGCGACUUCUAUGGCCCAUGAGAUAUUUCACGGCUUUGAUCUUCUGGGUGUAUUGUUCGACGACCAAGGCUUGCUGAGUCGUCCCUUCAGUGAGGAGAUGCAGAGCCACCUACAGGACACCUCUGACUGCUACCAUAACCUGCUCACUCAAACCUUUUAUGAAGAAAUGUAUAUCGCUGGUACACUGAUUGCUAUGGAGAUCGACAACACCAUCACGAAAAACGAAAACAUAGCGGACAUUAGUGGUAUCCGGGCAGCCUUCCGAUCCUACCUUCGCUACGAGAGAAGGGAGGGAGUGGAGCCCCGGUUACCUGCCCUCCCCCUCACACCCCACCAGCUCUUCUUCCUCUCAGCGGCGCAGCCGUACUGCUCCGUCACCUCCAGAAUUGGCAACAUCUUUCUUAUGGAACUGGAUGAGCACCUUCCCAACAUGAUGAGAGUCAACGGGAUGAUGAAGAAUUUGCCAGAGUUCACCCAAGCGUUCAACUGUUCCGCCACCUCAACAAUGUUCGCAAAUACAACCUGUCAACUUUUCUGAACCAGUUACAAAUGUUAACUAACUCUACCUGUCUCAAACCAAACCUAUCUUACUUUUCUAACCUGUUCAAAUUGUACUCUUAGAAUCUGCUGUCAAAACUACCUGUCCCAAGCUUAAAUCCACGUCUCUAAUAUCACCUGCUAACUCUUCUGAACUAAAUACACCUGUCAUUUCUACCUGUCCAAAGCCAAACCCACCUUUCCUGUCACUUGGUCUGUUCAGUUCAUACUUUUAGAAACUACUGUAAAUUCUACCUGUCCCAAGCUAAAUCCAGUUGUCCAAUACCACCUGACAACUCUCCUGACCCACCUAAUACAUCUCAUGCUACCCAAGCCAAACACACCUUUCCUGUCACUUAACCUGUUCAAUUUGUACGCUAUGCAACUCCUGUCAAAUCUACCUAUCUAAGCCAAAACCACCUGUCCCUCCGUCUCUCUUUACCUGUUCCCUUCUCCUAUACUUCCUUCCCCUUCUGUCUCUCUCCGGCAUAUGACCAUAGAUGUUGCGCCGACUAAACGAAACUUUCCAACUUUCCACCUGUUCACCUCUCUCUCAAUCUGUUCAGCUCUUCUCCCAAGGCAGUCACAUCUGUUUUCAAUCAGCCGUAACGUUCCAAGAAGCAAUCACGUCUAUCUCUAACCCGCCACACCUGGUUCACACGGUCACCACUGCCACGUUCACGAAUUUUGUUGAUAAAGAUUAAAGAAAUGUCCAAAAAACGGGAAAAUCUCGGCUUGUAUUUAUUUACCGCACUCGCUCCGCUACAGAUUCGGGCUGGAGGCAAACAGUAAGCGAAUAAAUUAUUUAACCUG
Messenger RNA from Eriocheir sinensis (Chinese mitten crab), 4028 nucleotides. RefSeq names its product endothelin-converting enzyme-like 1. The transcript is spliced from 21 exons. NCBI's taxonomy places the organism in Eukaryota, Metazoa, Arthropoda, Malacostraca, Decapoda, Varunidae. Gene Ontology annotation, biological process: protein processing. Gene Ontology annotation, cellular component: plasma membrane. The record is from RefSeq and is a predicted model, not a curated record. Gene Ontology annotation, molecular function: metalloendopeptidase activity. The coding region runs from base 142 to 3216 and encodes 1024 amino acids.